GUUAUUUCAUGUUUUGAUAGUGGGAAGGGACAACUAUGCGCUCAUUUAUCUACACGAGUUUCAAUUGAACGAACAUGUUAGCCUCGUUACACGGUUGUUUUAACGGUGUCCUACGCGAUGUGUGAAUAAAGCGAUAAUUAAAUAGGUGUACGAAGAAAUAUGUGUGGCAAAUUAUUGUUAGCAAGCACGGUCAUGGAAAAUUGCGUUACGUGAUAAAUUCUUAUAAACAAACCGGUUUUCGGUCAGUUUGUGUUUGCAGUGUCAAGUGAAUAUUUGUUUAUCAUGGCGUUUUCCCUAAAUAAAUUGAAGAACAUUUUGAACACAAAUCGGGACAGUCAACUGGCUGGGAGCGGGAGCCUUGAGCCUGAAAUAGGGUUCAAAUUGGCACUUCACCCCGUCUCCAAGAACCUGUACGUGACGGUCAUCGGGGCCCGACACCUCCCGUCCUUGUUUGGGUUGAGCCGCGCACAUGGAUAUCUUGUUAAGGUCAAAGUGUUCCCGGGUGAGAGCAAAUUUGAAACUACCCUCCAGGAAAGUUCAUGGCCGGUCUGGAACGAAGACUUCAAGUUCCAGCUGAAACAAAAAGAAGUCAAAAAGCCAGACAAACCCGAUCUUCAAGGACUAGUCGCCGGGCAUUUCCUGUCUCUCACAAUAUACGCGCUACUCGAGCCGCCCAAAACAGAAUCGGAGAGAAGAAAAAGUGUAAAAACAUUAGACAAUAAAAAGAACCCUAAAGUAGCAGACCAGGAAGAGCCAAAAGCGAAAACUGGGUUUUUCGAGAAGACAUUUGGUAGUUUCAAAUCGACUAAAGCCGAGGCGAUAGCGCAGAAAUCUGCUCUGGAGAAGAGAAGGACUGUCGGAGCAGCUACGUGGAAUUUCGAUUCGAAGCUGUUUCAGAAUGAUCUGAAGAAUGGUUUAGUUGGAACUCCGGACAUUUGGAGGCCAAUUAAUGCGAUAGCGAGCGGUCUGGCCGCAGCCGACACGAGAAGAGAGAACAAGAAGGGUCAACUGGAAGUGACCUUGUUAUACACAACGAGCGAAGACGGCCUCAACGACGUGGUCACGCUCACCGUCAACAGGCUACGGUGCAGCGUGCUCACCAUGCAGGAACAGGAGCAAUAUAAAGCCCCGCUCUAUUUGAAAGCCACAAUAUUGGAAGCCAACAAAGCGGAAUGUUAUUGGAAAAGUGACAGAUUCGUUCCCACUAUAUCGGCCAGGUGGGACCCGAAGUCUGCGACGGUAAAGCUGUCGGUGUUCAGAGCCAGCUUGUGCAAAGUCAGCAUUUAUAUAAGCCUCGGUUGCAAGACCAAGAUGGCGAAGAAGGAAAUACUCGGUAAAGCGAGCAUCGACGAGAAGUCAGUAAACGCUGAGGCGUGGAACGAAUGUUUGCGGCAACCCGGCAUUCCUAAAACAUUUUGGGUUAACUUUGAGUGACUAAGGAACACAUUUUUCACAUUUUACUAAAAUCAAAUAUCCGUCCUUUACCCUCUUGUGAUAAUGCGUGGUUGUAUUUUGACUGACGAGUGAAAAGGGAGUAAGUAUAACAUGUAUUACCUAUAUGCAACUUACCUAAUCUGUGUAUAAUAAAUAGUUGACAAUACAGGUACCUAAUUAUUAUUAUUCUUAGUCGAAAAACUCAAAAAGAACAUACUACUACUAUUAAUGUAUUGCGGACUAGGCACUACUAUCAAUAAGAAUGGUGAAUGAACUUUUCGCGUAAAAAUUAUUUAAAAAGCUUUGACUAACCAUUACUUUUUUGUAGAAUAAUAUCUAGGUUUAACAAAAAUUUGCAAUGUAUUGUUUUUUUGAAAUCUAAGUAAAACAUUUGACAAAAAUACAAUUGCCUCAAUUAUAGUUUGGUAAAAAUUGGAUUGGCACUCGUGCAGUGGGAAAAGUUAGGUUCGGAAAUGAAUAUAGUUACAUUACGAUACAAGACAAGUGCGAAAAGUAGGAAAUUCGCAAUGAGUGGUGAUAAAUUAAAACACGACCAAAAGGAGUGUUAAAUCGACACAAGUUGCGAUUUACCUAUUCGCACGUGUAUCGUACGUUUUACAGUACAUAUGGCCCUUUAACAUUCGACAUAGGCACGUAUAGUGCUAAUUACCGCACUAGGGCGGUAAAGUAGCACCAUAUGUACCUACUGUACAUUAUGUUAAAAAUAUUGUUGUAGCAUAGCAGGAGCCCAUCUGACAGUUUUCCGAGUAAAUAUGGUAUUAAAGCUAAAGUAUGAAGGCAGUUUCAGGGAACUUAUUAAAUAACCAGAUAAUAAGAAAAGUCGAAGAUAUGAAAGACGUAUCCCGCAGGAAUAUUUGUAUUAAAAUUCAAAGUAAAAUAUUCAACAGGGCUUUCUUUUGGCUUCAAUUUUCGGAACAGAAAUAUGGAAACUAGUUCGUCAGCAAUGUCAGCGUUUUGUCUAUGUCAAAUACCUACCAAAAGUCGGUUUAAGUAAUAGUUUUCUGAUAAAGUAUUUGAUAAUGGUUUGAAACUAGUAUUUCAGGUAUCUAAUUCCUGAAUCAAAAAUGCUAACCAUUCCGAUUUUGUUCGACUUCGGCAAUGUAAUAUCAAAUUUUUGACUAAGUUCCUCGAGUACCGUCAACGCUAUCAAGGCUGUUACGGCUGUUAUGCGUGAUGGAGCAAAAAACUAGAGCUAUGGUUUUAUUAGUAGCCAUGGCUACUAGAGCCUUGCCGCCUGCCACUUUCUUGGGUCAAAUUGGGGCUAUGCAUUUUUCAAAGUCGAAACUGAAACUUUAUUUUGCUCAUACUCGAUAUUUUGUUCUAAAGGGCUCCUCGUUUUAGCGUUUUCUCGAUUCCACCCUAAAGCCUACAUUUAUUAUGUCGCUGCUUAAUGCAGGAUAAUACUCAAGAAAGAUACGCAAGAUUUGUGCAAAUAUGUCGUAGUUAUUUAUGGUUAUAUAUGCACCGUAAGAAGUUAAAAUAAGACAUAUUAAAACGUUUUGUAGAUUAACAUCGAUAUACCUGCUUAUUAUAACCAUGUACUUAUGUCUAACAUCACAUAAAUAUUAAACCCUAAGGAUUACGAAACAAAAUCCAUUUAAGCUUCUAUCAUGACGCAGGGCAAUAUUAAACAUUUUGUUUCAUUUUAUUAUACUUAUCUCCCUGUGUUGUACCUAACUCUUACUAUUUAAUUUAAUACCUAACUAUUACUUAUGACGAAGUAUCUCCGAGACGAUUUGUGGUAGCAGUAGUUUGUCACCUUAAUUACCUAGUACUUAGUAAGUAAUAAUCUAAAUGGUAGACAAUCUAUACAAAACGUAUUUGAUAUAAUUUAACCAAAUUUUUUAUAAAGUACCUAUCUACGUCUGCAAGCGACACUGCAAUUUUUUAAAUUAAAAAAAAAUGGAAUAAUUCGCACGCUUCUGGUAAGCUUAGGUAGCUCAGUUGGUUAGAAGCUAUUGGACCGGUGUUCCAAAAGGUCGCAAAUUCGAGUCUUGCCCAAAACGGUGAAUUUUUCCAUUUUUCUUUUAAUAAAAAAAAUUAAAAUUACGCAAAUCGGCCCGGACAUAUCUCGCAUUAAG
Cydia strobilella is the source of this 3536-nucleotide messenger RNA. RefSeq lists its product as uncharacterized. The record is from RefSeq and is a predicted model, not a curated record. The transcript has 4 exons. Bases 283 to 1434 code for a protein of 383 amino acids. NCBI's taxonomy places the organism in Eukaryota, Metazoa, Arthropoda, Insecta, Lepidoptera, Tortricidae.